AUGUCCGCACUUUCAAACACUUCACAGUACCUUGAAGAUUUUGUAGAGAAAUAUCCAGUGGUGAUGGAUUAUGUCCCAACAGUUGACAGACCUUUUUUCAAUAUCUCAUUAUGGAACAAUUUUGAUGCCAUUGUCACUAAGGCUACUGAUGGAAAAUUCAUUCCAAGUCAAUUCAAGUUUGUAUCUGGUGAAUUACCAUUAAGUGAAUUAUACCCAGUCUUGGCUGCUAUUGCAACUUAUUAUCUCGUCAUCUUUGGUGGUCGUGCUGUUUUGAAGAACAGCGAACCUUUCAAGUUGAACUUCCUAUUCCAAUUGCACAAUUUGUUUUUAACACUUUUAUCUUCUACAUUGCUCGUGUUGAUGAUAGAACAGUUAACCCCAAUGAUCAUCAGACAUGGUUUGUACUACGCUAUUUGCAAUUAUGGUGCCUGGACACAACCUUUGGUUACUUUGUAUUAUUUGAACUACAUUACCAAGUUUAUCGAAUUUAUCGACACUAUAUUCUUGGUCUUGAAGCACAAGAAAUUGACAUUUUUGCACACUUACCACCACGGUGCUACUGCGUUACUAUGUUUCACUCAAUUGGUCGGUACCACGGCUAUAUCAUGGGUUCCAAUUUCUCUGAACUUGGGUGUCCACGUUGUCAUGUACUGGUACUACUUCUUGGCAGCUAGAGGUAUUAGAGUUUGGUGGAAAGAAUGGGUUACAAGAUUCCAAAUCAUCCAAUUCGUUGUUGACAUAUGCUUCAUUUAUUUCGCGGUUUGGCAAAAGGUUGCUACUGAUUAUUUCCCAAGCCUACCACAUUGCGGUUCUUGUGUCGGUUCGACUACUGCCACUUUCUCUGGAUGCGCCAUCAUCUCUUCUUACUUAUUUUUAUUCAUUGCAUUUUACAUUGAAGUGUACAGACGUCAAGGCACAAAGAAGUCUAAGGUUGUUAAAAGAGUUCGUGGUGGUGUUGCAGCUAAGGUUAACGAAUAUGUGAAUGUCGAUUUGAAGAAUGUGAGUACUCCCUCUCCUUCUCCAGCUCCAAGAAAGAGAAAUACUAGAUCUAAGAAGGCAUAA
Molecule: messenger RNA, 1062 nt
Organism: Kluyveromyces lactis
Lineage: Eukaryota; Fungi; Ascomycota; Saccharomycetes; Saccharomycetales; Saccharomycetaceae
Product: elongation of very long chain fatty acids protein
Exons: 1
Coding region: 1-1062 (353 amino acids)
Biological process (GO): fatty acid elongation, monounsaturated fatty acid; fatty acid elongation, saturated fatty acid; very long-chain fatty acid biosynthetic process
Cellular component (GO): endoplasmic reticulum membrane
Molecular function (GO): fatty acid elongase activity
Source: RefSeq, a predicted model, not a curated record